AUGAGUAGCAACAAGGCACAGGCAGCAUCUAAAACAUGUGAGAUAUGUGUUAGUGCCUCUGGAUCUCAUUACUGUUUAGAGUGUGAACAGUACUUUUGUGACAAUUGUAAAGGCUUUCAUAAACGGCAGAGCGUGACAAAGAACCACCAGUUUCAGUCUUCCUCUGAUGUUAUACCGGAAGUUAAAUCGAAAUGUAAAGACCACAAUGAAGACGUAAGCUUUGUAUGUAAUACCUGUAAUACAGCAGUAUGCAGCAGUUGUGUCACCGGCAGUCACUCAGGACAUGCCUUUUCCAAACUUCUGGACAGCAUAUCACAGCUGAAGGAGACGAAUACAACAGACCUGCGUAGUAAGGUAGAUGAAGCAACCCAAAACAUGAAGCAGAUAGAAGAAGGUCUGAAGACAUUUGAUGUGAAGGUGGAAGGAAUAGUCAAAGCUAUUACAGAAGAAGGUACAAAGAUAAAGACCAUGGUUGAUAAAUGUAUCUCAGAGAAGAUUGCAUCGGUCAAGGAUCAAUCCAGGAAGGAAAGGGACAAAUUAACAAAGCUAUUGGAAGAUACUCGAAUGGAUUUGAAGGCAGGACGCGACAUAGACAAGACCAUACAUGAACUAAACAAGACACGAAACGAUGGAAAAUUGUUGCAGUCAUUACAGAAGCUUACAGACGACAUCGCAAAGCUGACGGUAAAGCCUACACCUAAAAUUUCUAGGAUACAGUAUACUGCUAAGUCUGCAACAGAUAACGACAUUAAACAGCUGUUUGCCGCGGUUGUCGAUGUUCAUGUGGCGGAAAGGAAGAAAGAUCUGAUUUAUGGGGCUUUUAUCAAUGUUCAUGUGGCGGAUAUAUGGGAUUUACCAAAGGACAGUAAAGAGACAGUCUGCAACAAGCAUUUUCCAGACAAAGAAAUAGAAGUAGAAAUGUAUUUCCUUCUAAACUGA
Molecule: messenger RNA, 939 nt
Organism: Mytilus trossulus (common blue mussel)
Lineage: Eukaryota; Metazoa; Mollusca; Bivalvia; Mytilida; Mytilidae
Product: E3 ubiquitin-protein ligase TRIM71-like
Exons: 11
Coding region: 1-939 (312 amino acids)
Molecular function (GO): ubiquitin protein ligase activity; zinc ion binding
Source: RefSeq, a predicted model, not a curated record